Messenger RNA from Hyla sarda, 3860 nucleotides. It is a transcript of the gene CP, whose product is annotated as ceruloplasmin. The record is from RefSeq and is a predicted model, not a curated record. Gene Ontology annotation, cellular component: plasma membrane. The coding region runs from base 436 to 3762 and encodes 1108 amino acids. Lineage: Eukaryota; Metazoa; Chordata; Amphibia; Anura; Hylidae. Gene Ontology annotation, molecular function: copper ion binding; oxidoreductase activity. Gene Ontology annotation, biological process: iron ion transport. The transcript has 21 exons.
AUCUCCCCCAUUAUCCUUCCUGCACCGUAAUAUAACUUUACCUCAAGGUUUGGCAUAUCUUUGCGUACCUCAGUUUACAUUUUUGGGGUGAGCUCAGAGGAUGUGUCAGAAUGAUCUGCAGUGGAUAUGCCACACCCUCUUUGAUGAACUGAUGGACAUUGCAGUAAAGUAUCUGCAAAGUAUCUAAAACCCAUAAUUAUAUGAAAAAUAAUGUUUGUUUGUUUUUGGCACAUUUUGCUCCAGAAUUCUCCUGCAUUUGUGUAUCUGGGCCAUAGUGUUAGAGAGCAGGAAAGGUGUGCAAUAUAUGUCCCGGAAUUAGAGAACUCAAAGUUCUUGUGAAUUCUGUCAACAUUGGGUUAUUUUCAAAUAUUGCACCAGGCUGUCCAGACUAUUGGCAACGAUCUUCAGAAUCAAAGGAAUGAGGAAAGUAUCUUGAUGUCUAAUACUCCCAAAUGUUGCGAGAAUAAAAAUAUUUACAUUAUUAUGGGGGAAAUGUAUCAUUUGUUCAGUUUAUUGUGCUACAGGACAAUGAAGGUCUUAACAAUAUGCCUGAUCACCAUCUUGGAGUGGGCAUGUGUGGAGGGGAAACAGAGGACAUACUAUAUAGCAAUUAAAGAAGUAAACUGGGAUUAUGCCCCUACGGGUGUUAAUGUCAUUUCUGGAAAGUCACUUGCUGAUGAUGAACAUGCCAGCACCUUUCUACAACCUGGCCCCAAUAGAAUAGGCAGAGUCUACAAAAAAGCAGUUUACUUAGAAUAUGCAAAUGAGUUUUACACAGAAGAAAUCAAGAAACCUGACUGGCUGGGAUUUUUGGGUCCCAUCAUGACAGCUGAAGUUGGUGACACAAUGACUAUUCAUCUGAAGAAUUUUGCAUCCAGACCUUACUCCUUACAUCCCCAUGGAGUGCAAUACACAAAGGAGAAUGAAGGAGCACUAUACCCAGAUAAUAACUCUGAAGCGCGGAAAAAAGGUGAUUCUGUGAAGCCUGGUGAGUCUUACACCUACAAAUGGGAUGUUGUUGAUGAUCAGGGUCCGUCUGGAAAGGAUGAAGACUGUGUGACCAGGAUUUAUCACUCUCACAUUGACGGUCCAAGAGACGUCUACUCUGGACUUGUGGGGCCUUUAAUUAUCUGCAGAAAAGAUAAAAUAGAAGAAAUAGAGAAGAAACAGUACGAGGAGUUUAUCUUAAUGUUCUCUGUGAUAGACGAAAAUCUUAGUUGGUAUCUGGACGAAAAUAUCAAUACUUAUUGCAGUGAUCCUGGCUCUGUUAAUAAAGAAGAUGAAGACUUUCAGGAAAGCAAUAAAAUGCACUCAAUCAAUGGAUACAUGUACGGGAACCUCCCAGGUCUCUCUAUGUGUGAGAACACAAAGGUCAAGUGGUAUAUGUUUGGCAUGGGGAAUGAAGUAGAUAUUCACUCAGCAUACUUCCAUGGCCAGGUGUUAACACAUCAGCGUUAUCGUGUGGAUACUGUCAGUCUUUUUCCAGCAACAAUGAUCCAGGGUACAAUGGAGACCAAAAACCUUGGAAAAUGGCUCCUCAGCUGUCAAGUUAAUGACCACUUAGAAGGUGGUAUGCAAGCCAUUUAUGAAGUGAAGAGCUGCACAAAAAAAGUGUCCAAGAGUCCAUGCAAGGUUUGCUCAGCCAAGAGACAAUAUUAUAUUGCUGCUGAAGAAUUAAUCUGGAACUAUGGUCCAACAUCAGUCAAUCAGUAUACUGGACAAAAGUUAGAUAAUCCUGAAAGUGAAUCAGCAACAUUUUUUGAGCAAAGUGAAAACAGAAUUGGAGGCUCGUAUAAGAAAGCAGUUUAUGUGGAAUACACAGACUCAACUUUCACAAAGAAGAAGGAAAGAUCGAAGGAAGAAGAGCAUCUCGGAGUUCUAGGGCCAGUCAUUUUGGCACAAGUAGGAGAUACUAUCAAGAUCACUUUUAAAAACAACGCAGGCCGUCCAUACAGCAUCCAAGCUCAUGGAGUGAGCUACCCAAAAGAAAUGGAAGGGGCUCUCUACAAAACUGGUAACAAUGAUGAAGAGUCAUCUGCCUCCCAUGUGGCCCCUGGAGACACUUUCACAUAUGAGUGGGAUGUACCAGAGAGUGUGGGGUCAACGAUGCAUGACCUGAACUGCUUACCAUGGCUGUACUACUCAUCGGUUGAUGCAGUCAGGGACACAAAUUCUGGAUUGGUGGGUCCUUUACUAGUGUGUAAGAGUUUAAUCAAUGAUAAACAGAGAGGAGUCGCACACAAUUACUUCAUGAUGCCUUAUGUAUUUGAUGAAAAUCUGAGCUGGUAUCUGGCAGAGAACAUAGAGCUUUUCACAAGCAGCCCCCGUACUGUGAACCAGGAAGACCCAGAUUUUCAGGAAUCCAAUAUGAUGCACUCAAUCAAUGGAUACAUGUAUGGAAACCAGCCUGGUCUAGAUAUGUGUAAAGGAGACUCAAUCCGUUGGCAUAUGCUGGGUCUAGGCAAUGAGGUUGAUAUGCAUGGAAUACACUUUACAGGAAAUACCAUUCAGAUCCACGAUACCACAAGGGAUGUAGCAAGCUUAUUUCCACACAUCUCAUACUCAGUAAUAAUGAACCCCGACAAUGAAGGUGUUUUUGAUGUUGAAUGUAUGACCACAGACCAUUACAAAGGGGGAAUGAGACAGCACUAUAGGGUUAAGUCAUGUGGUCCACAGUUACCUCGGCUAGAAAUGUUCCAUACACACACAUAUUACAUUGCAGCAGAAGAGGUUGAAUGGGACUAUUCUCCAAAUCGGACCUGGGAACACGAGAGGCAUUCAAUCCAUGAGGAGAGUCCAGGAGAUGUGUUUCUAAAUAAAACCCGAACCUCCAUUGGUUCAAAAUAUAAAAAAGCUGUAUACCGGGAAUACACAGACAAAACCUUUACAGUACAAAAGGAAAGAACAGGAAACCAAGAGCAUUUGGGUAUUCUAGGUCCACUAAUAACAGCAAAUGUUGGUGAUAAAAUAAAGAUUAUAUUUAAAAACAAGGCAAGUAGACCAUACUCUAUCUAUGCACAUGGAGUUAAACUGGAAAAUAAUGAAGUAAAGGCAACAGAACCAGGAAAUAUUGAAACGUACAUUUGGAAAGUUCCCGAAAGAUCUGGACCUAAAAGACAAGAAAACGAUUGUUUGACCUGGGCUUAUUACUCAACAGUUGAUCAAAUAAAGGACACAUACAGUGGAUUGGUCGGGCCUCUUGUAAUUUGCAAGAAACUACUUUUUCCAUUGAGGUUACACAAAGAGAAAAUCUUGCGAUAUGCUCUUCUUUUUAUGGUGUUUGAUGAAAAUGAAUCCUGGUAUCUAGAAGAGAAUAUUAAAAAAUAUUCACUGCAUCCAGAGGAGGUGAAGAAAGAUGACGAAGAGUUUAUUGAAAGUAACAAGAUGCAUGGUAUUAAUGGCAGACUCUACGCCAACUUACAUGGCCUUACUAUGCACGUUGGUGACCGCAUAAAUUGGCACCUCAUUGGCCUUGGGAAUGAAGUGGAUGUGCACACAGUACAUUUUCAUGCACACAGCUUUAAAUAUACGAUGGGUGAUGUUUAUCAAUCAGAUGUAUUUGAUCUUUUUCCUGGAACGGCUCAAACAGUCGAAAUGGUUGCAAAGACUCCAGGAACAUGGCUGCUUCAUUGUCAUGUGGCUGACCAUAUACAUGCUGGAAUGGAGACUUUGUACACAGUAUUUGAAAAGGAAACUUUCAUGGAUAAAUUUACUAAACAUUUUCCUGGACUUUCUAAGCCUGUGAAAGAAGAUGCAGCUUAAACAAGUUUGAAGGAUGAAUACAUGAUCAUUACAUCAAACAUUUGUACCUGUAAAAUGUAUUUUACAAAAUAAAGAAUACAUAUGAUUAGGUCAUCUUU